UUACAAAUAAGAAGAAGACCCCUAAAGUGACGGUAUAAAAGUGAAAUUAUUUCAACUGGGAAAAAUAGUCUUUUGGUUUGGUUGCGUUUGUUUAAACGUGUGGGUGUUUUUUUGGUUUUUUUAAAUAAUUGGAAAAAUGAAGAUGAUUAUUGUUCUCGCCGCCCUUUUGGCUGUCGCCCUUGCCGCCCCCCAAGUUAACCCUCAGGACGCCCAAGCUCAAGUUUUGAAGUACGACAGCGACAAUACUGGAAUCGAUGGGUACAAUUUUGCUUUCGAAACUAGCAACGGCAUCUCUCAACAAGAACAAGGCACUUUGCAAAACGCCGGAAGCGAAAACGAAUCGAUGCAAGUCAGAGGCAGCUUCAGCUACACAGGAGCUGAUGGCGUCACUUACACUGUGACGUAUAUAGCUGACGAAAACGGUUUUCAACCGCAAGGAGCUCAUUUACCUUCUAAAUAGAAUUCUAUCUAAAUUUUUUAAUAAUUAAGGUGGCAGAAAGCAAAUAAUUCUUCAACUUUUAUUAGAAAUUAGAUUCUUUUUACUCUAUUAUGCACUGUUUAUUUAUUUUCAUUGCACCUUCUAUAAUUUUGCUUUCUGGAAGCCUUAUUUUAUUUUGCAUGUAAUUUUGUGAUUGAUUUUUUUUUUAUUAUUUAUUCUUGCCACUGUAUAUUGAUGUACUACACACAAUACAUUGUAAAUACACUUUUACUAUUUUUGUGAAAAAAUAAAAGAACAAAUUAUUUUUUAA
Ceutorhynchus assimilis (cabbage seed weevil) is the source of this 749-nucleotide messenger RNA. NCBI's taxonomy places the organism in Eukaryota, Metazoa, Arthropoda, Insecta, Coleoptera, Curculionidae. The record is from the annotation of a GenBank genome assembly.